GCUGUGCUGGGGUUGGAGUCUCGGCAAAGGGCGGGGCGGGACCAGGGAAGUUUGUUCCCCGAGUUCGGAGCCCAGGAGCCCUAGCUGCUGCCGCGCAGGAGCCCUCGGCCUGGGUCCGGAUGGAGCUGCCUGCGGUGAACCUGAAGGGGCUGCAUCGUGUUCUCGGGCUCCUAUGCCUGGGCCAACUUCACCAUCCUGGCUUUGGGCGUGUGGGCUGUGGCUCAGCGGGACUCCAUUGACGCCAUAAGCAUGUUUCUGUGUGGCUUGCUGGCCACCAUCUUCCUGGACAUCGUGCACAUCAGCAUCUUCUACCCGCGGGGAAAUCUCACGGACACGGUCCGCUUUGGCGCGGGCAUGGCCAUCCUCAGCUUGCUGCUCAAGCCGCUGUCCUGCUGCUUCAUCUACCACAUGUACCGGGAGCGCGGGGGUUUCCUUGGAUCUUCUCAGGACCGUAGUGCCUACCAGACGAUUGAUUCACCAGAGACACCCGCAGAUCCCUUUGCAGUCCCAGAGGGCAGGGGUCAAGAUGCCCGAGGGUACUGAAGCCAGCCACGCUGCACCCGGCCCCACCCCAGGUUCUAGGGAUGUUCCUGACCUCCAUCUCUGGGACCUAAGAUGGAAUGUGUCUCCAGCUCACAGGUUACCUGAACCAAGUACCCUGAGAGGCCAGGAGCCCCCAUGGGCCACCUAGUGCCACCCACACUCCUGUCCCAAACUCCCGGAGGCCUCCCUCCCUUCAGGGCACCCGCUGGUUCCCGGGCUGGAAUGAAGAUCUUUCUUCAUCUCCUACCCCAUCAUGGCACCACAGAGGCCCCCAGCCGAGUCCUGCCUGACUGUGGCAGGCUCAGGCCUUUAAGUCCUGGUGAUGCCUGUUUGUCGGGCUUUGGGGGAAGCCCUGAGAGCUUCAGGUCUGCUCAGGCCCCAGGAGCAGUCUGGCAUGGGAGUGAAGUCCUGUGCGUCUCACUGCCUGGUCACGUGGUUCCUAGCUACCCAGGGCUGGAGGCCAGAGGCAUCAGCAACACUGACACACCACAGCCUCCAGCCUCCCUUUCAGAGCCACAGCAUUAAAGUUUGGGGAGUUCUGUAGAUGGGCUGUGUUUUGAGCCACUUUCAGUCUCCUGGCUGGGGUGGGGACCGGCCUUGUUCCUGGGAAGAUUUCUCCUGCCAAUUCCCAGGUGGAGCCUGCGCUGGGCCACCCCAUUCUGUUGUGGCAGGAGGAAAUGGGCAUGUUCGUUGGCUGAGCUGGGCUUCUGCCUGGCUCUGGCCUAGCAGAGGCCACAGCAGAGAGACACUGCUGGGUGUGGUGUGUGGCAUCCAUUUCUCUGAACCAGAUGACCCAAGCACUGAUAUGAAUCCUACUCUGCCACUUACUAGCUGCGUGCCUUCAGUGUCUUCUAGAAAGGGUGGGUGCCUGCUCCAGGUAUAAAGCGCCUGGCAUGAGGAGGGCUCCCUAAGUGAUGGCGAAGUUGUUAGUGGACUUGCUCCUCGAGCCUGUGAUCAUGCUGGGUUAGGUGGCAGGGGCGACCCCUUCCUGGCAGCCCUUGUGUCUGGUCACAGCUGACUUGGGCUGAAUCAUCCAGAAGCUCCCCAGGGCCCGGACCUUCCCCACUGACAGGUCUGGCUCUCCACAGCUUGCUCUUCUUCCCCCUGGGCCCCAAGUGCCAGGACCUUCCCGGGCAUCCUGGCUUGUCCCGGGCACAGGGUCAAGGCCUAGUGCACAGCCCCCAUCAUUCACUUGUGUCCAUUUGUCAAUCAAAAGAGGCUGAGUACCUGCCUGGUGCCAAGCGGGCUGGGGGCUGCAGUGGUGACCUUUGGAGCCUGCUCUCUCGACCUAGGAGUCUUCCCACCUGGAGGAUGACAGACGAGGCAAGAGCCCCAAAAGAAGGGGACAUGGGCCUCUGGGCCCGGAAGGAAGGCUGCUGUGGGGAAGGGGCUAUGCUCUGAGGGCUGCCGAGCAGCAGCAGUUGUGAGAAACUGGAAACAGCCUCGCUGUCAGGAGAUGGACUAGUAAGCCACGGUCCAUUCAUUAGAGGGAGCACGGACCAGUAAGCCACGGUCCCUUUACUACAGGGAAUAUGGACUAGUAAGCCAAGGUCCACUGUAAGCCACAGUCCAUUCAUUAUAGGGAGUACCCACCAGUAAGCCACGGUCCAUUCAUCAUGUGGAGUACAGUGCAGUAAGCCACAGUCCAUUCAUUAUAAGGAGUAUGGACCAGUAAGCCACAGUCUGUUCAUCGUAUGGAACCCGGUGCAGCAGUUACAGCAGAUAAGCCAGACCUAUUUCUACCAACGAUGGUCCCCA
This is a messenger RNA of Cebus imitator (Panamanian white-faced capuchin), 2301 nucleotides long. It is a transcript of the gene AGTRAP, whose product is annotated as angiotensin II receptor associated protein. Gene Ontology annotation, cellular component: plasma membrane. The record is from RefSeq and is a predicted model, not a curated record. The transcript is spliced from 4 exons. Gene Ontology annotation, biological process: regulation of blood pressure; angiotensin-activated signaling pathway. The coding region runs from base 250 to 543 and encodes 97 amino acids. NCBI's taxonomy places the organism in Eukaryota, Metazoa, Chordata, Mammalia, Primates, Cebidae.